Messenger RNA from Penicillium crustosum, 1380 nucleotides. RefSeq lists its product as uncharacterized. Gene Ontology annotation, molecular function: oxidoreductase activity. The transcript is spliced from 2 exons. The coding region runs from base 1 to 1380 and encodes 459 amino acids. The record is from RefSeq and is a predicted model, not a curated record. NCBI's taxonomy places the organism in Eukaryota, Fungi, Ascomycota, Eurotiomycetes, Eurotiales, Aspergillaceae.
AUGGAGGCGACCGAACGCAAAAAUGUUGCCGUGAUUGGCACAGGCAUGGCUGGGUUAGUUGUCGCAUACAUGCUCAGAAACGAUCCUCGGGGGAGAUUUGACGUCGAAGUGUUCGAAAAGCAAGACAAACUUUCGCUCGACUCCGCGUCAUACAACCUCCCAAAUCAGGAUGGCGGAGCGAAGCCUGAACGCCUCGAUCUUCCCAUGCGCACAUUCGCCGACGGAUACUACGAAAGUCUCAAGCGCAUGUACGAUUAUUUCGGUAUCCCGUAUGGCUCGCUACGGUUCAUUUAUUCCCUGUCGACACUACCGGAGAAUUCCACAAAACAAGCCUCUCCGUACUACAUGCAUGCCUCGAAUAACCACCAACUACCCCCCUUGCGCCCGGAUGGCUUAUCAUGGACCGGGUGGCUGAUCGAGGUGUGCUACCUGGCAAUAUGCUACUAUUGGUUCAAAGCCUGCUGCUUCUUUGUAGCCCCCAAAACGGUGGAGUCGUCUGGCACGGAGGAAUCUCUGCGACAAUACGUGGAAAGAAUUAUGUUGCCCAGUUACUACCUGAAAAACUACUUCCUGCCGGUCUUCGCAAGCGUUGCAACUUGCUCACACGAGGCGCUAAUGGAUUUCCCAGCUCUUGAUCUGGUCGGUUAUGGGAGACGCACAUUCCGUAAGAAUCACUACACAGUUCUUGGUGGGGUUCAGCAUGUCGAGAAUAAACUGUCCGAAGGCUUGUCAUAUAAACUUGGUAUGAAGGUCACAGCGGUCGAGAAUAUCGGCACAAAAGUUCAAGUGAGCUGGAUAGAUACCCGUGAUGGUCAGAGCAGCUCACGGCUAUUUGACCAUGUGGUUCUUGCCGUGACGCCCGACGUAGUUGGCGCCAUUUUUGAGCCUCUCCGAAGCGCGAUGAAGGCUGUUCCCACAACGACUGUUCAAUCCGUUGUGCACCGCGACUUUUCUCGGAUUCAAAGUUCUAGCAAAUCCCUCUGGGCGCAAGUGUCCCUGGCCCCCGGCGAAUCACCACCUCACCCCCUCCACAUGUGCUCAGGUGCUACAGCGACUGAAACGAUUCAUGAACAUCCGUCAUCCGCUCUUAUUACGACUUAUCCCAUUUCUCCGAUUGACCCUGAGAAGGUCUUGUACACUGCCACAUUCACUCGUGUUUUGCGAUCAUCCACCAGCAGACAAAUCAUCAACCAGAUCUUCAGCCAGAAGACGUCUGGAGAUGAUAAGAGCCAGCUUUGGCGGAAUGGAGAUGGAAAUGUCUGGCUCGUCGGCGGUUGGUGCUGGGAUGGGAUGGUUCUGCUCGAGGGGUGUCUCACAUCUGCGACGAGGGUGGCGAACGCCCUUGAUGUCGAGGUGCCUUGGAUGAAAGAGUCCUCUUGA